Messenger RNA from Lytechinus pictus (painted urchin), 3992 nucleotides. RefSeq names its product TNFAIP3-interacting protein 1-like. The record is from RefSeq and is a predicted model, not a curated record. Gene Ontology annotation, biological process: cellular response to lipopolysaccharide; regulation of transcription by RNA polymerase II. NCBI's taxonomy places the organism in Eukaryota, Metazoa, Echinodermata, Echinoidea, Temnopleuroida, Toxopneustidae. Bases 239 to 2134 code for a protein of 631 amino acids. The transcript has 13 exons.
CAGAUGAUGCGGACCCACGCGUAGGGGGAUUCCCCUAUGACGAAUAGGGGAAUUCCAAUGGCAUAUGAAGUGACAUUGGACGACCAAAAAACGAAUAAGGUUCAUUUUUUUCAUCAACCGUCGUGCCGUACCAAGGGGAUUUUAGAAGGAAGGCCGCGUUUUAGCGUUACUAUAUUGGAAUAUAUUGGGACUUCAUUCAUGUGGGUAAGGAUAUUAUCGUAUUGGAGACGUAGGUAACAUGGCAAGCAAUGAAAUUUCGUUGACUCCUAGUGAUGUUUCCAAUCAGACGGUUGCUCGCAUCGUCAAACCACCAAACUUCAGUGACGUAAGCAGCAGCGAAGAGGAGGACGACCUCGACGAACCUCGACCACCGCCCAACGAGCGUCCUUUACACACGAAUGGACACCGGGGAACGGAACCAGGGAAAUGGAAUGACGCUAAUGGCAGCAUUCUAAACGGAGAGAAGAAAGGGAAUCAUACCCAAGCAGUCAACGACGACAUCGAGCUCGACAACGCCAUUGAACUCGACACUGACACCGUUCACGAUGGAGAUACGAUUACGGAAGAACCAGGGGAGAAAAUGAAGGAGGGAGGAACACCUGCUCCGGAAGGAAAGGUCGGAAGGAACGAUGGGAUGAACAUAGAAGAAAAGAAGGAAGGGGAUGGAUCUAAGUCACGUGAUCAUAAAGAUCCAUUGAUUCCCAAAACGAAAGAUGGCGAGAAGAUAAAAGAUGUCAUCGAUGGCAACUUCGAAGCCGACAAUGUACCCGAGCUCGUUGACCGAUUGGAGAGCGCCGUCGAGGCGAUGUCGAAAGGCGAGCCAGAGGCCUUCGAUCGCCUUGUUGCGAUAUUCCAGGUGUUUCUUCCCAUGACCCUUUUCAUGGCCGACGAGGUGAAAAUGUUGAGGGAGAAUAAGAAGAGCCUCGUUCUUCAUAUUCGCACUCUCAUGAAGGAAAAUCAACAAACUCGUCUUGAAGCCGAACAAAGGUCUGUUGUCGAGACGAAGUCUGUUGGUACAACCCCACAAAAAGCUGAAGAGACAUGUGGACAAUGCACCGAGAAGAAACCUGACCAAGACCAAGAAAAACAGCAACAGAUGGAAAUAGAUGGUCUGAAAAGAGAGACGAAGAAGCUCCGAAAGCAAUGCAAAGAGCUCCAACAUGUCAACCUGUCCUGGGAGAAAUACAGCAAGAAGAAAUCAAGCCGUCAUGAGGCAGAGAUCAGAAAGAUGAACGAAAAGCUGGCUACCAGUGAUGGCAAGGCCAGUAAACUCGAGAAGAGACUUGAAGAAAAGUUCCGUCUCUACGACCAGACAUUGAUGCAGGUGAAACACUCUGAGGAACGCCAGAAGCUUGUUGCUGCUGAGUAUAAGAAGGAACGUGAUGUCGUAAGGAUGAAGUAUGAGGAAAUGAAACGGCAGGUAAAGGACCAAGAAGAGGAGAUAAAACGACUCAAUGAGGUCAUAGCGCGCAAGGGCACGGCUAAAGUUUACUUGAAACCAGGAGCCCUAGUUGUCACCCAACAAGCCAAAUUCGACGAGAAGUAUGCGAACCCACCCCGCAAGAGGCCCGAACACACCGAAAAGCAAGGCAAGGCUACCGCAGCGGAUCCUGGAGCCAACGCGGUUGAACCGCCGGUAAACCGUGAGAAGGUCAAGGCGAAGGAUAGCAAGCCGCAGAAAAGCAAGCCGGUAUCACCGCCUCUGUCUCCACGGGAUCCACCUGGGUACAAGAAAGCAAACAACCCGAUGAGCCUGACCCGUGAGGAACUCAAGGAUCAAGUUGUUCUCUACAAGGAGCAAAUGGAUAUUUUCCGGGCUGAUUUCAACCAGGAGAGAAGAGACCGAGAAAAGGCAGUUGGGCAGGUCGAUUCCUUGAAGAAAGAAGUGGAGAAAACCAAGAAGAAAGUCCGAGAAAUGCAAAAUCAACGAAUGGAAAAGGAGCACGACCUCUACGUUGCAGCCCGUGUAGGAGGUCAAAUGUUCUUUCUCCCGGAAGAUACUCAAGAGAUGAGAAUGAGAGAAAUCAAGCAGCAAGCUCACGGAAAGCGUAAACAUCCAGCACAUGGGAGAAAGGACCACUACGAAGGUGAUCAAGGCUUGGCUGAGGAACAUUUCUACGCAGAGAUCGAAUAAGACCUUCACCGCGAGAGGUUAGAAGAGAGCAGAGGAGGUUUCCUCCAACUAUUAACCAAUCACCUAGCUAUGUUUUAGCACGUGACCUGGCUCAUGCUUUCGAAUGCGGCGUUAGUGGUUCUUCGUUAAGCGUGUGUGUAUCUUUCACUCCUGAAGACGGCGUUCUGAAUUUAUCUGACAUCUCCACGCCCCAAAUGCUGUAUAUCGAGAGUUACGAUGCACUCAUGGUCUUUUCGUAUCUUACAUAUUGUAAUUCCGGAUGUAAAUCAUCUCGGCAAAUAACGCUUAUGAGGAUGAGCGGUAUGAAAUAUAUAGGCCUAGUUGGGAAUAUUUUUCUUCUGUUUAAUCAAACACAUUUAAAGACUUCGGUUGAAAUGCUAUUUUGUAUGUUUAAGCAUUCAAUUUUAUGACGUAUCAUUACAUAUUUUAAUUAUUCAUAAUUGAUAUUAUAUAUUUUUUUUAAAACUAAGUUAUUAUGGUUCAAGGGUUGAAAUGAAAAUAAUGAAAUGUAAAUAAGUGUUUUCGAUCGUUUAACUAUUAGAGUAGUAAAGUGAUUUCGUUUGUUUGCGGGCAAAAUUUUUAGCAUUAUCGUGUACUUUCUCCAAAGUGCCAGCCUUUCCGCAGUUUCUUCUAUUUAGCAUAAUAGCAUAAUGUUAUGUUCUGUUUUGUUUGCUGUUUCCAAUUAUUCUCUAUGUAAACUUGGAUCUUUGCUAUUUGGAUGAUGUUCGUAUUGAAAGCUCAUAAUCAUUAUUAAUAUGCAGUUUGUUAUAUGAUUCGGAGUGUGUAAAAUAAACGUUAUAUUGACCGUUUCCAACGAAUAUUGGUGUAUAAUUGGUAUUUGCAGUAUAAUUGCGUUUAACCAUUGAUAGCUAAUACAACACCCGACCAUUCAACAACAAAAAAAAGAGACUGAUAUUUUUUUUAAGAGACUACGCUUUAUGCUUCACCAGUAUACGUCGGGUGUAUACCCUGUUUUACUGCUAAAACAUUGAGUAUACAAAACACCUUUUUUUCUGGGGGGGGGGAAUUGUUGACUGUUGAUCUUAAAAAUGAAUGCACAUGGAUUGCACUGAUGGGGAAUUACACAUUUUGAUAAAUUUGAAUAGGCCAUUGAAGCAGUAGAAAAAAUAGCAUUCAAGCUCGACAUAUUCAGACAAAAUACAACUCGAAAGAAUUAGUUCUUUUUGGGGCCUAUAUAAAUAAUUCUGUAAAUAGAAGGGAUUAUCCUGUGUGGUCAUUUUGUAAGUUUAUUUCUUUUUCGAUUGGUGUGGGGUUUUUAAUGAUGGACAGUUAAAAAAUUAAUUAAAUGAAACCGAAACGACAACAAAAUGAAAGAAAAAAAAGGAGAACAGGAUGAUCUCUUAGAUGACGAAAGGAGUUGAAAUAUAUUUAAAAAAAUAAUUUACGGUUUCUGUAUGAGUUAAAAUAUCCAUAUUCAUUUCGUAAAUUGAUAUUAUAAUCAAUUGAAAUGAAAUGUCACGAUCGAGAUCACAUUUUUAUUUUGAAUAAAAAGUUACUAUGAAAACGCAUUUUUAGACAUUGUGAAAGCAAAAUAAAAUUUAAUUAUGUUUUAGAUUCAGAAAGAAAGAAAACUGAUAGCAAAGUCAUCAUGGAAAACGAUGGCAAAAAAUAUAAAAAUAAUGAAUACGAUGAUGGUGAUUGAUUCAGCAAAUUGAUAACUAUCUACUAGUAUGAACUCUUCAUCAUUAAUAUAAUAUCAUAACACGAUCAAUAAAUCUGUACCUUGUAAUAUUCUUUUUGAGUAGCUUUAAAGAUUCAAUCAAUCAUUAAAUUCAUCAUAGCACCUAUUUCCAAGCUCUGUGACAUAACGCAAUUAAAGUCUUAGCAAAAACAAGAA